CAAAAACCCUCGCUAAAAGCCAAUUCCCAGUAUACAUAUAAAGUUAACAAUAACACACUUGAAUAAUUCAUACCUCUUUUUAUUUAUAUAUGUAAGAUUUUCAUAUCAAGAAAGAAACAAAGAAAACAGAAAGAAAGAGAAAAGAAGUAUGGGAAGGUCACCGUGUUGCGAGAAAGCUCACACAAACAAAGGAGCAUGGACGAAAGAAGAGGACGAGAGGCUCACAGCUUACAUUAAAGCUCAUGGCGAAGGCUGCUGGAGAUCUCUCCCCAAAGCCGCCGGCCUUCUUCGGUGUGGCAAAAGCUGCCGUCUCCGGUGGAUCAACUAUCUCCGGCCUGACCUUAAGCGUGGAAACUUCACCGAGGAAGAGGACGAGCUCAUAAUCAAGCUCCAUAGCCUUCUUGGAAACAAAUGGUCGCUUAUUGCCGGGAGAUUACCGGGAAGAACAGAUAACGAGAUAAAGAAUUAUUGGAACACACAUAUACGAAGAAAGCUUAUAAACAGAGGGAUCGAUCCAACGACUCAUAGACCAGUCCAAGAAUCAUCAUCAGCUUCUCAUGAUUCUAAACCUACACAGCUAGAAGCAAUAACGAAUAACACCAUUCACAUAUCCUUCACUUCUACUCCAAAGAUGGAAAACAAGUUUCCAAGUAAAGCCAGAGAAAUUUCAAUGCUUACGUUCAAAGAGGAAAAAGACGAGUCCCCGAUUGAAGCAAAGUUGCCAGAUCUGAAUCUUGAGCUCAGGAUCAGUCUUCCUGAUGUUGUUGAUCAUCGUCAUCAAGUCUUGGUCGUGGGAGAGGGAAAGUCAACAAGGGCGAGGUGUUUCAGGUGCAGUUUAGGGAUGAUAAACGGCAUGGAGUGCAGGUGCGGAAGCAUGAGGUGCGAUGUAGUUGGAGGUAGCAGCGGCAGUGGCAAGGGGAGUGACAUCAGCAACGGAUUCGAUUUUUUAGGGUUGGCAACGAGAGAGACUACUACUUCUCUUUUAGGUUUUCGAAGUUUGGAGAUGAUAUAAUAUUUUGUCAAGUUAUGCUUAGUGCGUAACUGUACACACUUUUCUUUUUUUUUGCCUAGAGAAUUAAUUUGAAGGUAACACUAUUAUUCAUCAGUUUGUAUGAAAUUUUUUUACUGUUGGAAUUUAAAUAUAUAUAGAACAUAUUUUCUUACUCA
Raphanus sativus (radish) is the source of this 1167-nucleotide messenger RNA. RefSeq names its product transcription repressor MYB4. Lineage: Eukaryota; Viridiplantae; Streptophyta; Magnoliopsida; Brassicales; Brassicaceae. The record is from RefSeq and is a predicted model, not a curated record.